GUACUUUGCGAACAUCCGGGACGAUGCCAAGGUUAAGGUGGGUUGCGCCUCAGAUCUACACCGAUACUAUGAGGAGCGGACGCGGAUUUUUCGGGUGCCGAAGGACAUCGCCCCAAGCUUCACCCUGGCUUUGUCGGUCGACCAGCUGAAGCUGUUUGGGAAACCCAGCUGGAGAUUGAAACUCCGGCGGUUUUUGGAGGAUGAUGGGCAACUUGUGACGCACGUUGACGAUGAGACGCGAUGGGCCGAAGGUCGCGAAAUGGCUUUGGACUUCAUGGCGAGGAACUUCUUCAACCCGCAGCACUUUCUGCUGGUUGCUGACAUCUCCUCUGCAGUGGCAAACGGCAACGGUAACGGCUCCAGCCAUGUGAUUGCCGCGGCCUCACGGGUGUUGGAUGGCUAUGGAGUGAAGGUGUCGAAGGAUGAGCAGGAUGCAUUGACAAGGAUGAGUCAAGACGAGCAAGUUGAGAACUUGAUGUCCAAGAUUCCUCAAGGUGAUUCUCAGUUUCAGGACUUCUUCGUGAAGUUGCAACAUUUGGUGCUCAGCUCUGACCGUGUUCGUGCCAGCCUGGAACAAGCAGAUCUUACACAGCUGGAAGAUGCCCUGGUUGAUGCCGAGAACGCUGGCAUUGGAAACGCGGUGUUCAGAAUGAGUGCGGUCCAAGCAGGCUCUGAAUUGCGUGCGAUUGGCGAAAACUUUCGUGACUGGGGCAAGGACAAUGCUUUGAAGACAGGGAAAUUGACGCGCUGCCAAGAGGAAGCGCUUGGGGCUCGUAAGAAGCUGGCGGCAGCACAAGCAAAGCUGCAGAAUGGGCGGCACAAAAACCUGGAGAAGUCCAGCAAAUGGGUGUUGAGAUUUGCCGAGACUUCUUCCAGGGGAUCAGUUCGAGUCUUGUUUCGCAGCUGGUCCGUGUAUGCCCGCUUCUCCAGCGCUGAACGCAGAGUGCAAUGUGACUACCAAGAAAGGCUCGUCUCUGCUGAUGCCUUGUUGGACUCCUUCCGUCUUCGGAGUAAAGGUGCUUUGCGUCGGCUCCUGGAAAGACAGGCCGUGGAGCGAUGCAGACAAUUGGCGCUGGAGUGCUUCUGGUUGUGGCAAGAGAUUCUGGUGCAGAGGAAAUUGGACGAAGAAUGUGAACAGAAGCUCGUGGACUUCCAAUGCAAAAUGAAGGACAUGAAACAAGCGCAGAUUGAGAAUGCAAAGCUCAUCCUCCGAAGAGCUUGUGCCGAGAAUGACCUUGCCCUCAUACGCUGCUGCUUUCAGGCAUUUCAUGAGACGUGGCAGGAGGCUGCACAAGAGCAGCAUAUCGCAGUGCAGGUGGACUUGAGCCAGGAGAAAAUGAAGGAGUUUAUGAAGCGAAAGUCUACCAUUGCGUUGCGGCUGCUGAAGGAAAUGUGCUAUGCCACAGCUGCAGGCUUUCAACAGGAGGUCUUUUCGUCCUGGGUGACGCUGGUCCAACAAAGCCAUGGUGAAGGGCAGUUGCAGGGCCUCUUACAGCAGCAGCAGCAAAGGAUCGAGGCGGUGCGUCAACGGAGUCGCAACAACAACCACUUGUUGGUCCAGGGCCUUGAGAAGCAGUACCAUAGCGAUAUGCAGCUGGAGAUCUUCAGCCAUUGGAGGACCUUUGCGGGCGUUGAAAGCAAAGUGCUUGGCCACAAGGUCAAGGUGGACGCGAAACGGCAACAGCUGCAGGGUGUGCAGAGCCUCUUCCGGAGCUUUGCUGCACAACUGGAGAGACAACUCAGGGAAAGCAGUCAGAAGGACGAAUUUUGCAGUUCGCUGCCCCUGGAGAUCUGA
This is a messenger RNA of Cladocopium goreaui, 1795 nucleotides long. Lineage: Eukaryota; Dinophyceae; Suessiales; Symbiodiniaceae. The record is from the annotation of a GenBank genome assembly.